This is a messenger RNA of Chelmon rostratus (copperband butterflyfish), 5014 nucleotides long. It is a transcript of the gene smo, whose product is annotated as smoothened, frizzled class receptor. NCBI's taxonomy places the organism in Eukaryota, Metazoa, Chordata, Actinopteri, Chaetodontiformes, Chaetodontidae. Gene Ontology annotation, molecular function: transmembrane signaling receptor activity; patched binding. Gene Ontology annotation, biological process: smoothened signaling pathway; positive regulation of smoothened signaling pathway; commissural neuron axon guidance. The coding region runs from base 385 to 2868 and encodes 827 amino acids. The record is from RefSeq and is a predicted model, not a curated record. Gene Ontology annotation, cellular component: dendrite; plasma membrane; cilium. The transcript is spliced from 12 exons.
GGAGGGCGAACCUACAACUUUCUCGGCCUGAUGUCUUUUUCAGCCUGAGCGCUUCAAACGAACACUUUAUAUGGUUUUAAGUCGACGGCGCGUUUUGGCCCCAGCUGAGCGCAGUUUUCCUGGGAGCUGUUGGUAUUUGGAUAAUGAAGGAAUUCAGGAGGAUCCAGCGAGGAUCGGACGAGACGUGCAGGAUACAUAAAGUUUGGGAGGACUGCGAGAAAAGUGUGAAGCGCCCCGCAGAUUUUUCGCACCAUGCCGCGUUUGGAAACGUCCUCCAAAUCUGACGAAGAAAACUUCAUCCGUGGGUUUAAUGGGAAAAGGGACGACUGAAGCGCCGGAAUUCAAAGUAGUCUCAGUUUUGCACAGUUGAGCCUCUCUCCCAAGAUGUCUUCCCUGGGUCGGAGCCCCAUUGUUGGAUUUUACGGGAUGCUUUGCGUCUGGGCUGCCUGGCUUGCGGGCUCCGGGGCGGUGUUGUCUCCGAACGGGACGAUAUUUGAGGACAACUGCAAGAAAACCACAACCUGCGAGGCCCUUAAAUACAACACAUGUCUCGGAUCGCCUUUGCCGUACACGCAUACUUCUCUGAUCCUGGCCGAGGACUCCAGCACCCAGGAGGAGGCUUAUGAGAAGCUGACCAUGUGGUCUGGUCUGCGGAACGCUCCUCGCUGUUGGUCAGUCAUCCAGCCCCUGCUCUGCGGCGUCUACAUGCCCAAAUGUGAGAACGGUCGAGUCGAGCUGCCCAGCCAGAGCCUGUGUUUGGCGACACGUCAGCCAUGUAGCAUCGUGGACCAGGAGAGAGGCUGGCCAAACUUCCUGAAAUGUGACCAGUUCCCUGUGGGCUGUUCGAAUGAAGUGCAGAAGCUGAAGUUCAACACGUCUGGCCAGUGUGAGGCUCCCCUGGUGAAGACAGACAUUCAGUCCAGCUGGUACAAGGACGUGGAGGGCUGCGGCAUCCAGUGCGACAACCCUCUGUUCACCGAGGAGGAGCACAACGACAUGCACGCCUACAUCGCUUACUUCGGCACCAUCACCCUCCUCUGCACCUUCUUCACCCUGGCCACGUUUCUUGCCGACUGGAAGAACUCCAACCGCUACCCGGCCGUCAUUCUCUUCUACAUCAACGCCUGCUUCUUUGUGGGCAGUAUCGGCUGGCUGGCCCAGUUCCUGGACGGAGCGCGCGACGAGAUUGUGUGCAAGAGCGACAAAACCAUGCGACUUGGGGAGCCCUCGUCAUCAGAGACGCUGUCCUGCGUCACCAUCUUCAUCAUCGUGUACUACUCCCUCAUGUCGGGUGUGAUUUGGUUCGUCAUGCUGACGUAUGCCUGGCACACGUCCUUCAAAGCCCUGGGCACCACCCACCAGCCGCUGUCUGGCAGAACCUCCUACUUCCACAUGGUCACCUGGUCCAUCCCCUUCGUCCUCACUGUGGCCAUCCUGGCUAUCGCUGAGGUGGAUGGAGACUCUGUGAGUGGGAUCUGUUUUGUGGGCUACAAAAACUACAGAUACCGUGCCGGGUUUGUGCUGGCUCCCAUUGGAGUGGUGCUAGUUGUCGGCGGCUACUUCCUCAUUCGGGGUGUCAUGACUUUGUUUUCCAUCAAGAGCAACCACCCGGGACUUCUGAGUGAGAAAGCGGCCAGCAAAAUCAACGAGACGAUGCUGAGGCUUGGCAUAUUCGGAUUCCUCGCUUUUGGUUUUGUUUUCAUCACCUUCGGCUGCCACUUCUACGACUUCUUCAACCAGGCCGAAUGGGAGAGGAGCUUCAGAGAAUAUGUGCUGUGCGAAGCCAACGUGACGAUCGCCUCUCAGACCAACAAGCCGAUCCCAGAGUGCACCAUUAAGAACCGGCCCAGCCUGAUGGUGGAGAAAAUCAACCUGUUCUCCAUGUUUGGGACGGGAAUCGCUAUGAGCACCUGGGUCUGGACCAAGGCCACCAUCCUGAUCUGGAAACGGACCUGGUGCAAGAUUAUUGGCCGUAGUGACAACGAACCGAAGAGGAUCAAGAAGAGCAAGAUGAUUGCCAAGGCGUUCGCCAUGAGGAAGGAGCUUCACAAGGACCCAGAGAAGGAAAUGUCCUUCAGCAUGCACACCGUGUCCCAUGAUGGACCAGUGGCUGGAAUCAACUUUGACCUAAAUGAGCCAUCUAAUGACAUGUCAUCAGCUUGGGCGCAACAUGUGACGAAGAUGGUGGCGAGGCGAGGUGCCAUCCUGCCUCAGGACAUCUCUGUUACUCCUACUGGUACACCUGUGCCACCUCCAGAGGAGCGUAACAGGCUGUGGAUGGUGGAGGCUGAGAUUUCACCAGAGAUGAUAAAGAGGAAAAAGAAGAAGAAGAAGAGGAAGAAGGAGGUGCGUCCAGCGGAGGAGGCGGCGGACCCACAGGCUUAUCGCCAGCGUGAGUUCGGUCGCAGCUCAGUGCCUCGCCUGCCCAAACUGCCGUGCCACCCCAGCCUGGUCGCUAACCUGCGGGAACAGCAGAGGCAGCAGCAGAAGCUGGAGGAGGAAGUCCUGCCAGGGUCCUACCCAGAUUUCCAACCCUCCCACCCGCUGUCCUGUGAGGAGAGGUGUGCCUACCCGCAGUACCAGAGCAGGUGGAACGGCUAUGGCCGCAACCUGCUCUCUGACCCUCUGACCCUCAGUGACCGCCCAGAGGAUCUGGGUCUCAGCCCGCGCUGCAUCCCCUCAGCCUCCACCUGGCAGCCCAGUGGAUCUUCCCGCUACCCCGGGGAGAUGGAUCUCACAGAGGGGCUGUCAGAGAGGUUGGCGCAUGUGGCUCGGGUGCCGGCAGGCCGACGGGCCGGCUAUGGACCCAUUCACUCCCGGACCAAUUUAAUGGAGGCGGAGCUCAUGGAUGCUGACUCUGACUUCUAAGAGCAUAGCUCCAACAUAUCGCUUCGUGGUACACAGACAGUAAGCUGCAAAAAGUGCUGGAUACUUUCAAAAUUCUUACUAAAGUGCCCAGAGGUCAAGGUGGAACUAAGAUGGUCAGUUUUUUUUUUUACUUUCUUUUUCUCUUGACUAUUUUUUUAGGUAGAAAAAGCAAAGGGAUAAAGUGAAAAAGUAUGUUGUGAAUAAGUUAAUGAAAAGAUAUUUUUUAUACUUUAUUUGUGUCCAAUAAAAUUUCAAAGGCAACUUAGUGAUGACAAGACAAAUGAGGCAGCUAAACUUUAUAUGGCUUGAAACAGAUAUGUUUUAUUCUGAACCCCCUAUGCAUUCAUCAGCUGGUAUCAGCUCAGCCCUGUUUGUGACAGCGUUAAACCCUAAACGUGGCACGAUAAGUCAAGGUGUCAUGGAUGAAUCGCUAAUAAGCACAUCAGCUUGGAUUUGGAAAAAACAGUCAGGACAUUUGAAGAUGUAGGCUGCUUGGGUCGUAAUUAUUUGAACUGUCCCAUUAAAACCUGACUCACACAGAGACCACACAGGUGGAAAAAUGUUGCAAGCUACUUGCAAAUAGUAUUUAACCCAGGUCUUAUUUUAUGUUGCAUUUUAAUGUUCUUAUGACUCCAUUCCUGUCUUCUCACUACUAUUUAGCUGUUAAUUACUUGUGUUUAUGUAGUUAAUGAGGUACUAACCUUGCCCUAUUACGAAUAUCACACAGAUGAUUGCUAAUUAACUGAGAGAUUUCUUCAAGAAUUUGUGAUACAGGAAGUAUUAAAAUGUUUAAAUUUGUAUAAUCCCGGUCAUUUUGUCCGCAGGUGUUGAAGUUCAUACAAAUUAGUCUCACACCUUCACAUUGUGAUCAUUGACUACAGAUUUAAACAAAAUAACCCAAAUGAUGAUCUUGUUCUUACUUCUCUUCAUCUGCAAAGUAGCAGUCUUGUGAUUUUGUUGCAGAGUAAUUUAACGGCAGGCUGAAAAGCGCCGUUUUACUGCCCUUUCUGGUCACCUGUUUCACCUGUAGCCACACCCAACAGUGAGGUCACCGGGUUGUGAAGCACACUUGUACUGCACUGCGGCAAGGUGACAAGUUCAACCACUAGGGGUCAGCAAACGCAAUACUUUCAGGGGUUGUUAAGUUACUCUUUAAUCAGCUACUAUAGAAAAAAGUACUGAGCUAAAAUGCAUGCUAAUCAUUUGGUGCAGUGAAUCAACACUUAGCUUAUUGUUUGCCUGGAGAAAAGUCCAGAAAUUAAUGAAAUGGCUUUAUCUCAGUGAGUUCUCCCUGUAUAUUUCAGAACAUUUUCUCCAUAUAGUUAUUUUAAAAGUUUUUUUUUUACAGCAGUAUUUCUACUUUUGUUUAUCUGAUGUACAUAUUCAAUCCAAACUGGGCUUCAUAUGUGUUUCCUCUUCUCCUCAGUCCAGUUGAAAAUCUUUUGUAUGACUGCGUGUAAGUCUUUUUCCUAAAUACGUCUAUUUUUCAGUCUCUCUCUUUCUAAAUGUGUGUACUGUAUAUAGGUUGUUCAUAGAUUUGUCAGUAAGGGUUUUAUUUGUACAGAUUUCUAUAUCAAAUCACUUGAUGAUAUGACAAAUAAAAAGGGAAGAGUCAACUGUGCUAUAAAAAGUUGUCCACGUACUUGUGCUGUAACCAAAAUGUCGCCCAGCGUUGUUGUGCUACACUCGAUAUGGAUAAAUGAUGCUGAAGUAGACUGUGAUCCACUGCUUCUUAGCCAAUGCAAAUUAGUUUGUCUCAUGUAAGUGUCUAGUUAAUCAUGUGAAAUGUGUAUGAUAGAGAAUUAUUUAUGCUAUUACUAGUUACCACACUGCUAUGAACUCAGUACAGUCAGUCUGGCAACAAAAAUACAGAAGUCCACCCAAAAGGUUUAUAUUCAAAGACUAUAAAGAAGUUAAAUGAAGAUUACUUUGGAUAUUAUGUUUUUACUUUUUAUGCUUUGAAAAGUCAAAUUCUGUUUUAUGAGCUGUCUUAAGGAUUAAGCUGACCAGCAGUUUUUGUGUUGCUUUCUUUGUUUUAGUCUCCCAACUGUGUAAGAAGAAAAAAGAUUACUGUCAUUUUGACUGUGCAGCUGUACGUUUUUGUUUUUAUAUGUAAAUAAAAGUAACCCUACACUUUUCCGUGUGA